This is a messenger RNA of Prunus avium (sweet cherry), 2691 nucleotides long. RefSeq names its product phosphatidyl serine synthase family protein (gene PSS1). Gene Ontology annotation, biological process: phosphatidylserine biosynthetic process. Gene Ontology annotation, molecular function: L-serine-phosphatidylethanolamine phosphatidyltransferase activity. The record is from RefSeq and is a predicted model, not a curated record. NCBI's taxonomy places the organism in Eukaryota, Viridiplantae, Streptophyta, Magnoliopsida, Rosales, Rosaceae.
UUUUCAGAUUUUUGCUUUUGUUUCAAAAUCUGACACAAUCUUUGAUUAUUUCCAACAUGCAAUGAUUUUAACUUCGAAUUAUAUGACUUCUUGCACUGGUAUGGGGGCGCUCGAUUUCAAGCACUGAUAUCCGAUUUACUUUUACUAUAGAAAUGUAUUCAUGGUAUUUGUUUUUUACAUUUGGCUUACUGAGUGUGUUUACUGCUUGGUAAGCACAUGAUCAGCGUGUGUUUUUAUAGAUGUUAAAGCCUUAACUUCGAAAUUUCUUGAUGGGAACUUUUGGCUACUGUUGUCCGCAGCUAAAUUUGAUUUUGUAUACAUGUGUGCUGGUAUAUACCUGAUUAGAUUUUAUGUUUGGUCUUGGUGGUAUGGGUUUUGGUUAAGUAUUGAGUUUUGUCUUUUCAUUGGGUAUAGUAUACUGUUAAUUCCUUUCACAGUGUGCAUAAUUAUGAAUGCGUUUCUGUUCUAUGAUAUGUAGAAGCUUCUUUUGUUUACUGGGGGUACAAAACUAGGUUAAGAAUUUUGAGUAUAGGGAUUAGGUUUAAGAGUCUUGGACCCUAAGCACAUACAGGUUAAGUGUGGGAAAUAAUUUUUAAUGGGCUUGUUUUAGUUUGAAUUAUUAGAGCAAAACAGAUGCUUGCUUACUUAACUCACAUACCCUUUGACUAUGGGCAAAUCAGGCUACGGAUGGUUGGUCAUUAGGGAUUAUUGUAUAUUUUGAUUUUUCAAGGUUUCCACUGUGUACAUUACUUUCUGAAUUUCCAAUAAGAUAGUAAAAAUUUUAUGUGGAAGGAGAUAGUUACUUUAUACAGGAUGAUGGUGUUGGAUGUUUAUAACCUGUAAGACAACCUAUAGGACAACCUGUAGGGACUGUACCUUUAUGUAGGGCGAGAUGCAUCAAAUUGUGGCUGACUAGAUUUUCCAUUUCUUUAUGAAAUCUAUGUCUCAAACAUGUAGGACUCAGUGGUUUUGUUUUGUGGGAAUCGAAUAUGUGCUUUGUAACAUUGACAGCGUUGCAAGGAAUAAAAUUAUCUGGAAUGGGGCCGUUAUGAAAUGGGCGAGCAAAUAUCGUCCUUGUACUGGAGGCCGAUGGAAACUAAUGGUCAUAGGAGAGUGAGGAGAAAGGAUAAUUGUGUUCAAGAAAAUGGGGACACAAGUCAGUCAAAUGCCGCUGAUGAACUAGAUCCAUGGACUGCAUGGGCAUACAGGCCUCGGACCAUUUCAAUGUUACUUAUUGGCGCAUGUUUUCUUAUUUGGGUAAGUGGAGCCCUAGAUCCAGAAAGCAGUGCAUCUGGAGAUCUUGUUACAUCUGUAAAAAGGGGUGUAUGGGCAAUGAUUGCAGUUUUUCUUGCUUAUUGCUUGCUGCAAGCCCCAUCUACGGUUCUUAUCAGACCUCAUCCGGCAAUUUGGCGCUUGGUUCAUGGGAUGGCUGUUGUUUACCUUGUUGCUCUCACAUUUUUGCUUUUCCAGAAGCGUGAUGAUGCUCGGCAGUUUAUGAAGUUUCUCCAUCCUGAUCUUGGUGUUGAACUUCCAGAAAGAUCUUAUGGUGCUGAUUGUCGCAUAUAUUUGCCUGAAAAUCCUAAAAGCAGGUUUAAGAAUGUUUAUGAAACACUUUUUGAUGAAUUUGUUGUAGCUCAUAUAGUUGGGUGGUGGGGAAAGGCUAUACUGAUCCGUAAUCAGCCCCUUCUGUGGGUGCUUUCCAUUGGAUUUGAGUUGAUGGAGCUUACCUUCCGCCACAUGUUACCAAAUUUCAAUGAAUGCUGGUGGGACAGUAUUAUUCUUGACAUUUUGAUCUGCAACUGGUUUGGUAUCUGGGCAGGAAUGCAUACAGUUAGAUACUUUGAUGGAAAAACAUACAAGUGGGUUGGUCUAAGCCGACAGCCUAAUAUUAUUGGAAAAGUCAAACGAACACUGGGACAAUUUACACCAGCUCAGUGGGACAAAGAUGAAUGGCAUCCCUUGCUUGGUCCAUGGCGUUUCAUUCAAGUCCUCACUCUUUGCAUUGUAUUCAUGACUGUAGAGCUCAAUACUUUCUUUCUUAAGUUCUGUCUAUGGAUUCCGCCGCGGAACCCCUUGAUUGUGUAUAGGUUGAUCUUGUGGUGGCUAAUUGCAAUUCCAACAAUUCGCGAGUACAAUUCAUACCUUCAAGAUCGAACACCAGUGAAGAAGGUUGGGGCAUUUUGUUGGCUUUCCGUAGCUAUUUGCAUUAUUGAACUUCUGAUUUGCAUAAAGUUUGGACAUGGAUUGUAUCCUAAACCAAUGCCACUAUGGAUGGUAACGUUUUGGAUGUCUGCUGGAGUGGCCCUUGUAUUAUUUUUGAUUGUUUGGUCGUGGCAACUGCAUCGAAGUUUAGGGAGAAAGAGGCGAUGAUUUUACUAUAGUGGUACAUCAUUCUUUGAUUGCUUCCUUGCCCUGGUCUCAAGGUUAUCGAUCCAUGUUGUAAAUAUUUAUCACCCUUUAUUAAUUGUACAUCCUGAUUCUCUUUUAGAUUAGCGGAUCACAGUUCCUUGAGUAGAGAAUAUUUAUUCUUUCUUGCUAGCCAGGCUGUUGCAAAUACUUUUAAGGCUCGGAAAUUACUGGUUUGCCACUAUUACUGGCAGGGUUUUUCCGAGUCUGAGGAUGAGCCAUUUUGAACUACAAAUUCCUUUAUGUUGUAAUGUUUAGAUUUUUUAUUUUAUGGGUUAUAACUUA